CUAACCACAAUCACUUUUGUCAAAAAUCGAUUUAUUCCCUACUCGGAUUCGUCAAAAUCUUAUCGAUCAAUUGGAAUGUCGGAAACUUCAAGCGACAAAAAUUGUUGUGAAACGCUGGAAUGGAUUCGUGAAAGAGUGCACAACAAGAAACACUUCACUGCACGUGGCAUCGGACAAAUCGUCGAUGUGUCUGGAAUGGAUGCGGAGCUUGUUGUCAAAGUGCUCGCCGGAGCUCUUUUCGCAAUUCUCGCGUUCAGUGAUCAGGCGCACUUCUUCGCCAACGCUCUACUCGUUGCGAUCCCAGCAUUGCUCAUCUUCGUCUUUCCGAUCGAAAAACCAACGGACGAGUCACUCUUCGUUUACUUCUCGUUGUUUGGCGCAGUGACGUGUCUGGAUCGUAGCUUGGAGAAAAUUCCAUGCUAUUAUGUGAUUAAGUUGGCACUUUUUGCACUGCUGUACCUGCCACCAUACGUCAUGCAUCAGAAGAUUAAUGAAUUCAUUCGAGAGCAACUCAAGAAGCAGAAGAGCAAUGAAAACGUGUCAGAGAUGAGCCAAAGAUCCGCACCAAGAACCGCCGCAUCAACUAGAACUGCCAUCUCGGCUCCACCACCGCCAAGACCACCACCACAAGAACCACCAAAGCCAGUUGAGCAAGCAGCACCACCGCCACCACCAGCUCCAAUGCCAGUCCCUGUUGAGAAAGCUCCGGAACCAGUGCCAGCUCCUGUGGAACAGAUUGCCCCACCACCAGCUCCGGUUCAGGAUCCAGCUCCUGCACCAGUCGAACCAUCUGAUCCUGCUCCACCGUCGAAGCUUCCAUCUCCAUCAAAGAGUUGCACGGAUCUUGCUGGAGGAUCUCAACGUUUCAAAACCGGACCACACCCAAUGCAAUCUUCAUCCUUCCACAAUUUGAAGUCGGAAUUUGAUGGUUUCAAUUCAGCUAUUAGCCCUGGCCACAAUUUGAAUGAUGUUCUGUUCCGCCCGAUGGAUAAGAUUGUGUUCAAUGCUCCAUUCGACUUUGAAAAUCUGACAUAUCACAUGAGAGUUUCCAACAACAGCCGUCACCGCAUUGCCUACGCAAUCAAGGGAAACUCGGUGCCCCGUGUCAUGGCUUACCCCGCAUUUGGAAUCUUGGAACUCGGAGAAGGACGAAUCAUUGCUGUGUCGGUGCAAAAGUUUGAUUGGAAUGAUUUUGAGUACAACAAGGAUCGUAUCGCUUUCGACUACGUUUUGCUGCCGGAUUCCAAUAAGGAGAAGGCGUUCUCGAUGAGUAUGUUCCAGCAUUCGGACUCGAAGCGUCGCAAGAAUAUCAAGAUUGAGUACAAUCCAUAGAACUCUCUUACAGACUUACAGAGCUUACAGACAUCGUAUAAAAUGCUAUUUGAAUUU
This is a messenger RNA of Caenorhabditis elegans, 1389 nucleotides long. RefSeq names its product Major sperm protein (gene C36H8.1). Gene Ontology annotation, cellular component: pseudopodium; cytoskeleton. Bases 76 to 1332 code for a protein of 418 amino acids. The record is from RefSeq and is marked reviewed. Lineage: Eukaryota; Metazoa; Nematoda; Chromadorea; Rhabditida; Rhabditidae. The transcript is spliced from 4 exons.